CGUCCCGCUUGCGCUAUAGAGGCGCGUGUCGCGCACUUUUGACGCGACUGUGCAAUUCCGGGAGCGCGUUCAGAUCGAGCAAACCCAAUAAACUCAAUGGCCGUGAGUGAGAAACUGAUCCAAACCGUCUACGCUUACCCGGUGCUCUACAACGUGUCGCUGCACGAUUAUCGCAGUUCAGAGCGGAGGGUGAACGCGUGGAGGGAGGUCGCCGCGUCCGUCGGUCUCUCCGUGGUGGAAUGCAAGAGAAGAUGGAAGACCAUCAGGGACAGAUACAUCCGAGAGAGGAGACUGUGCAAGCUGAAGAAGGAAGAAGGCGGCCGGCGCUUGCAUUACUGGCCGCACAGAGAAAGCCUCUCGUUUCUGGACGCUCAUAUCAGAAAGAGGAAGCGUCCCAGCGAAGCAGAGGCUCUGGAGGACCUGGACGACGCGGACGGAAGCGCUCACGACUCGCCCGAGGAGUCGCUCGACGAGUCCAGCGGUGGCGAUUCAAAGUCCAGCCUUGAAAAGAAAGCAAAGCCCGGUGGCAAGUUUCCUCUGAACGCGGCGGAGCCGAAGCAUCAGAUCAAGCCGGCGAUCGCGGCUCAGUUGAAUCCCUUGUCGCAGCUGCCGUUGUCUAUCGUCACUCAGCUCGCCCCCGUCAAACAGCUGGCGGUCGUCACCGGUCUGCCUCCGGGACUGAAGGUGUCGCAGGCGUCCGGUUCAGCUUCACCGCAGCCGGCCGUCGUGACGAACGCAGCUCCUGCGCUGCUGACGCCGUCGGCCUCACCCAGCGACCUCAGCGGCCAGACGGCGGAGAAAGAGCCGCUGAAGAGCUGCGAGAAAGCCGAGCGAGCGUUUGACGAGGACGAGUUGUUUCUCUUGAGUUACGUCCCUGCCCUCAAAAGACUGACGCCGCAGAAAAGAGCUGCGGUCAAAAUGCAGAUCCAGCAGAUCAUGUUUGACGCAGAGUUCAAAGACGAAUGAACAUGUUGGCGUUUCAUGCACGGGGUCCAAUGCACGUUUUUUGCAUUGGACCCCUAAAACAUUAAAAGAUGCUUUAGUUCUGUAGAUAUCUCAGUAUGAAUGUGGAAAUAAAUUCCCUCACCGUUUGACUAGGUUCAGUUAGAUAUUUAGUGGUGCAGAAGAACCUGUUCUGUGAAAUAUCACUAGUGAAAAAGUUCUUGCAACAUUAAAUGUCUUGGUGCGAACUGCUGCUUCAUGCAUUUAUUUUAUUAGUUUUUUGGAUUUUCAUAAGAAACACAGAUGUACAGAACUGAUAAACAGUGAACAAAAUGUUUGCCAGUGACUGAAUGAAGCUGUUUGCAGUUUUUUGUUGCAUUGAUUAAUUAAAAACAUGAGGAAAGCUGCGGACUCAGUUCAUAAUGCCACGUUAGAUUAACAAAAUAAAGACUGGAAUGGCAAAGAAGGGAAAUUAUGGGAAUUAUGCAGUGAUCGAAUACCUUACAUUUUAGCUUCUUCAUUCUCUCAAAUAAAACCUCAUGAUCUGAUGAAAUGCAGCAUUGAAGUGAUGAACAGUUCAUGAGUGAACCAGUGGAUUCAGACACAGCGUCAUCAAUGAAUCCAGUGCAAAUGGGGUAUAGAAGUUCAUUUCAUAAAAUGAAAACUAAAAGACUUUCAAAUCACAUGAACCAAUAUUUUAUUCACAAUAGAACAUAGAUAACAGCAAAUGUUCAAAAGGAGAAAUUUUACACUUUUAUCCACUAAAUGAGCUCAUUUCAAAUUUGAUGACUGCUACUGGUCAAAAAAUAAUUGGCACGGGGCAACAAAUGGCUGAAAAAGCAAGAUUUUUUGAAAAGAUUCAGCUGGGAGAACAUCUAGCAACUAAUUAAGUUAAUUGAUAUCAGGUCUGUAACAUGAUUAGCUAUAAAAGGGAUGUCUUAGAGAGGCAGAGUCUCUCAGAAGUAAAGAUGGGCAGAGCUGUGAAAGAGUGCGUAAAAAGAUUGUGGAAUACUUUAAAAACAAUGUUCCUCAACGUCAAAAUGCAAAUCUCAUCAUCUACAGUGCAUAACAUCAUCAAAAGAUUCAGAGAAACUGGAGAAAUCUCUGUGCGUAAGGGACAAGGCUGAAGACCUUUAUUGGAUGCCCGUGAUCUUCGGGUCCUCAGACGACACUGCAUCACUCAUGUGUCAAUGACAUUACUAAAUGGGCCCAGGAAUACUUCCAGAAACCACUGUUGGUAAACACAGUCCGCCGUGCCAUCUGCAGAUGCCAACUAAAGCCAUAUGUGAACAUGGACCAGAAGCGCCGUCGUGUCCUGUGGGCCAAGGCUCAUUUAAAAUGGACUGUUUCAAAGUGGGUCAAACGAGUCCAAAUUUGACAUUCUUGUUGGAAAUCACGGACGCCGUGUCCUCCAGGCUAAAGAGGAGGGAGACCUUCCAGCGUGUUAUUAGAGUUCAGUUCAAAAGCCAGCAUCUCUGAUGGUAUGGAGGUGCAUAAGUGCAUACGGUAUGGGCAGCUUGCAUGUUUUGGAAGGCACUAUGAAUGCUGAAAGGUAUAUAAAGGUUUUAGAGCAACAUAUGCUCCCCUCCAGAUGACGUCUAUUUCAGGGAAGGCCUUGUGUAUUUCAGCAGGACAAUGCAAAACCACAUACUGCAGCUGUUACAACAGCAUGGCUUCGCCGUAGAAGAGUCCGGGUGCUGAAUUGACCUGCCUGCAGUCCAGAUCUUUCACCUAUAGAGAAAAAUACGUCGAUCACAAACUCUUCAGCAGCUGGAAACCUAUAUCAGGCAAGAAUGGGACCAAAUUCCAACACCAAAACUCCAGAAACUCAUAACCUCGAUGCCCAGACGUCUUCAAACUGUGUUGAAAAGAAGAGGAGAUGCUACACCAUGGUAAACAUGCCCCCGUCCCAACUAUUUUGAGACCUGUAGCAGGCAUCAAAUUUGAAAUAAGCUCAUUUUGUGCAUAAAAUUGUAAAAUGUUGUUAUCUAUGUUCUAUUGUGAAUAAAAUAUUAGCUCGUG
Messenger RNA from Ctenopharyngodon idella (grass carp), 2964 nucleotides. RefSeq lists its product as uncharacterized. The transcript has 2 exons. NCBI's taxonomy places the organism in Eukaryota, Metazoa, Chordata, Actinopteri, Cypriniformes, Xenocyprididae. Gene Ontology annotation, biological process: regulation of transcription by RNA polymerase II. The record is from RefSeq and is a predicted model, not a curated record. Bases 97 to 966 code for a protein of 289 amino acids. Gene Ontology annotation, molecular function: DNA binding. Gene Ontology annotation, cellular component: transcription regulator complex; nucleus.